UAUAGUUAAGCUUUAUUAAUUUCACUAUACUUGUUACCAAUUAAUAUUCUAAUGUUGCCUGGAGACAGCAUGUAUACUAAGAAGCUUUGUAGUUCAGACAGAUCUAGAUCUUAAUCAGGAUUAAAUGAGCAUAUGGAAAGCACACAAUGCCUAGCACACAGUAUGUACACAAUAUGGAACAGAACUGAGUAAUAGAUGAACUAUCCUUACUGAUAGAUCUUUGACUCUUGUCAACUCUGGCUGAAUUCCUGAACUUCAAUUCUGGGUCUCUAAUGACCAGCUAAAGCACUAGACAAUUACUUCUGAAUGUGUUUGCCAUGUUUCAAAUUCACCAUCCAAAACUGAACUUAAAUUCUCAACUGAUAUUUCAUGGAGAAUUUCUAAUUUUGUUAACGAUGGGUACUUUGAAUUGCCCAGUCACCCAGAGCUUAAAAUCUAGUAUUCAUUUUUGAGUCACCCCCUCGCCUCCUGUUAAAACCUGGAAAUCUUCUCUCAGCUACCAUCCCUUCACAGGCAAAUUCAGAAAAAUUAUAGAUACUUCCCUACUAAUCAACUUUUAUUGAUAAAUCAAAGUCAUACUCAGGAGCAAGACUGUUAAAUAUGCCUACUUCCAAGAGAUGAUAUAAAAUGGUCCUGCAUGGUCAUUUAAGUCUUUGCUCUCUUGUUUGCUCUCUCCAUGCUUCAUUUUGAAGUGUUUAUGGAUAUUGUUAAAUCCAGCAAAGUCAAUAAACACCAAAAACCAGAAGAACGUUGAAAGUGUUGACAAACAGGUCCAACUGAAUUCAUCAUCGUUUCUCACGUAUGUGAAGACUUCCUCUUGAAGUUCUCUGGCCAAUGAGACCACCAAUACAAAAGCAAAAGACCUGGGAGUCAUCUAUGACUUAAAAAGGUCACUCUCCCCAAUACGUCUGUGUCCUAAUCCCUGGAGUUUGCAAAAGUUACUAUUAUGGCAAAGACUUUACAGAAAAUCUCCAGUAAAAGUGAUUUACUCAAAAGUCACCAAGGAGUGCUGAAAUCACUAAGUAAAAGCACCAGAGAAAAAGCAGCAGGGGAGAGGGGGAAAACAGUGAGGUCUCAGGCUCGACCAGCGCCCAGAUGGGGGACGCGUGGUGUCAGCCCCUCGGCGGGCGCACCCCGAAGACACAGGUGGCGAGAAGUGGCUGGCCCAGACCCCCGCUGGGACCGGGCGGCCCUCUCGCCCUCCCCUCCCCAUUACCUGCGGGCGGCGGUGCCGGGGCCCGGAGGCCUGGUGCUCCUCCUCCUCCUCCCCGCCAGGCUGAGGCGGCGAGGUGGCGGCGGCGGCGGCGGCGACAGCCCGGGGGGAGGGGGCGGAGCGCGCGGCUCGCUGCCUCUCUCCUCCCCCGGGAGGCUGAGGGGACCCUAUCUCGGGCCGCCGCGCCUAGGCCCGUGGACAGCCUGUGGCUGGGGCAUGGCGGUACAACCAGCAGCGUGCCUGCGAGGACUCAGACCCCUGGAGAGUGAUCUCCUCUGAGCCCCUGGUGUGAAAUAAGCCUCCUGCCUUCCAAGAUCUCCGAGUGCCACUUGGUGCCUUCGCCAGGUGAUCCAGACCAGGCUCCGUAACAGAACAAGUCAUGUCGGCUACCACCACUACAUCGUGAUUCCAAUCCAUUAACAAGUCUUGAAUUUGUCCAUUCCUGUUGCCACCAUCCUAAUCUAAAAUACCAGUAGUUUGGGGGCACCUGAGUGGCUCAGUUGGUUAAGAGUCCAACUUUGGCUCAGGUCAUGAUCUCGAGAUUCUUGAGUUCAAGCCCCUGGCUGACGGCUCUGAGCCUGAAGCCUGCUUCAGAUUC
Molecule: messenger RNA, 1811 nt
Organism: Prionailurus viverrinus (fishing cat)
Lineage: Eukaryota; Metazoa; Chordata; Mammalia; Carnivora; Felidae
Product: translation initiation factor IF-2-like
Exons: 6
Coding region: 947-1492 (181 amino acids)
Source: RefSeq, a predicted model, not a curated record